AACCAGGGAGAGGAGGUACUGAAGACCCGGCUAAACAGCGACAACAGGGGCAUUCGCCCGAAGACGUCCUGGGGGAGCAGGCAGAACUCCAAGGAAGUAGCAGCAUAAGUAGCAACCAAAGAAACCAGACCCAGUGGCAUUCCUAAGAAGCAGUGGCCCGGUUUAACAUGGAUCGCUAAAAGCACCUCAUUCUCCUAUGAUCUGGAUUGUCAGAGAGACUUGGCUUCCUGAGUCUCCUCCAGGACACAGAUUCACAGAGUUCACGCCAGGGACUGCCACUGACAGAGAACCUAGAAAUGGCAAAAACUUAUGUGAAACCCAAGGACACGUCAGAGUUGGUCAACACACCAUCCUGGAUGGACAAAAGUCUGGGCUCUCAGAAUGAGAUGAAGGAGGAGGAGAGAAAACCAGCUGCUUAUGGGUUGCUUGGCAGCUUAGCUGAAGAGCAUGACAGUAUUGAGGAAGAAGAAGAGGAGGAAGAGGAUGGGGAGAAGCCUAAGAGAAGGGGUCCCAAGAAAAAGAAGAUGACAAAAGCUCGUCUUGAGAGGUUCAGGGCUCGAAGAGUCAAGGCAAAUGCUAGAGAACGGACCCGGAUGCAUGGCCUGAAUGACGCCCUGGACAACCUGAGGAGAGUCAUGCCGUGUUACUCUAAGACCCAAAAGCUCUCCAAGAUAGAGACUCUUCGACUGGCCAGGAACUACAUCUGGGCUUUGUCUGAAGUCCUGGAAACUGGCCAGACGCCUGAAGGGAAGGGCUUUGUGGAGAUGCUCUGUAAAGGGCUCUCUCAGCCCACAAGCAACCUGGUGGCUGGAUGUCUCCAACUGAGCCCUCAGUCUGUUCUCCUGGAGAAGCAGGAGGAGAAAUCUCCUAUUUGUGACUCUGCCAUCUCUGUCCACAACUUCAACUAUCAGUCUCCCGGGCUCCCCAGCCCUCCGUAUGGCCAUAUGGAAACACAUCUUAUUAAUCUCAAACCCCCAGUAUUCAAGAGUUUGGGCGAAUCAUCCUUUGGGGGUCAUCCCCCUGACUGCAGCACGCCACCUUAUGAGGGUCCGCUUACUCCGCCCCUGAGCAUCAGUGGGAACUUCUCCUUGAAGCAAGAAGCCUCUCCUGACCUGGAUAAAUCCUACAGCUUCAUACCACAUUACCCCUCUGCAAGUCUAAGCUCGGGGCACGUGCAUUCAACGCCCUUUCAGGCUGGUACCGCUUGCUACGAUGUUCCCAUAGAUAUGUCCUAUGAUACCUACACCCACCAUGUCAUUGGGGCUCAACUCAAUACCAUCUUCACGGAUUAG
Rhinolophus ferrumequinum (greater horseshoe bat) is the source of this 1292-nucleotide messenger RNA. RefSeq names its product neuronal differentiation 4 (gene NEUROD4). The transcript is spliced from 2 exons. NCBI's taxonomy places the organism in Eukaryota, Metazoa, Chordata, Mammalia, Chiroptera, Rhinolophidae. Bases 297 to 1292 code for a protein of 331 amino acids. Gene Ontology annotation, molecular function: protein dimerization activity. Gene Ontology annotation, biological process: nervous system development; regulation of DNA-templated transcription. The record is from RefSeq and is a predicted model, not a curated record.